GCUGCCGAGUCGAUAUUAUUUAUGUAUUUGUUGUAAACAAAAAGAGCGCGAUUUUGUGCAAAAAUCGCAGUCUAAUAUAAUAAAAUGCACAUCAAGCAGAUUAUUAUACAAGGCUUCAAGAGUUACAAGGACCAGACGGUGGUGGAGCCAUUCGACAAGCGCCACAACGUUGUAGUCGGACGCAAUGGCUCCGGCAAGAGCAACUUCUUCUACGCCAUCCAGUUCGUGCUGAGCGAUGAGUUCACCCACUUGCGGCCGGAGCAGCGCCAGUCGCUGCUGCACGAGGGAACCGGUGCCCGCGUCAUCUCCGCCUAUGUGGAGAUCAUCUUCGACAACUCGGACAACCGGGUGCCAAUCGACAAGGAGGAGAUCUUCCUGCGGCGCGUGAUCGGCGCCAAGAAGGACCAGUACUUCCUCAACAAGAAGGUGGUGCCGCGCAACGAGGUGGUCAAUCUGCUCGAGUCGGCCGGCUUCUCCAGCUCGAAUCCCUACUACAUUGUGAAGCAGGGCAAGAUCAACCAGAUGGCCACGGCGGCCGACUCGUAUCGCCUGAAGCUGCUGCGCGAGGUGGCCGGCACGCGGGUGUACGACGAGCGGAAGGAGGAGUCGCUCAAUCUGCUGCGCGAGACGGACAGCAAGGUGGAGAAGAUCAGCGAGUAUCUGAAGACCAUCGAGGACAGGCUGCAGACGCUCGAGGAGGAGAAGGAGGAGCUGAAGGAGUACCAGAAGUGGGACAAGACGCGACGCACCCUCGAGUACAUACGCUACGAGACGGAGCUGAAGGACACGCGCAAGGCGCUCGACGAGCUGCAGCUGCAGCGCAAGUCGUCGUCGGACAAGAAGAAGAUCUACAACAUCGAGAUCCAGAGGGCGCAGGAGAAGAUCAAGGAUGUGCAGAAGAACCUCAAGGAGGCCAAGAAGAAGGUGCAGGGCACCAAGGAGGAGCGCUCCGUCCUGAUGACCGAGCAGCAGCAGCUGCUGCGCGAGAAGACCAAGCUGGAUCUCACCAUCGUGGAUCUGAAUGACGAGGUGCAGGGCGACAACAAGUCGAAGGAGCGCGCCGACCAGGAGCUCAAGAACCUCAAGGUCACGAUAGCCGAGCGCGAGAAGGAGCUGGACGACGUGAAGCCCAAGUACGAGGCGAUGAAGCGCAAGGAGGAGGACUGCUCCCGCGAGCUGCAGCUGAAGGAGCAGAAGCGCAAGGAGCUCUACGCCAAGCAGGGGCGCGGCUCGCAGUUCUCCUCGCGCGAGGAUCGCGACAAGUGGAUCACCAAUGAGCUGAAAUCGAUCAGCAAGCAGACGCGCGACAAGAUCGCCCAUCAUGCCAAGCUGGUGGAGGACCUCAAGAAGGACGCCACCUCCGAGAAGGAUCUGGGCCAGAAGAUCGAGGAGCACUCCUCGGAACUGGAGCAACUGCGCCUGCAGAUCGACGAGCACAACAAGAAGUACUACGAGCUGAAGAAGACCAAGGACCAGCACCAGUCGAUGCGCAACGAGCUGUGGCGCAAGGAGACCCAGAUGACGCAGCAGCUGCAGACGCACAAGGAGGAGCUCUCCCGCGCCGACCAGGCGCUGCGCAGCAUGGCCGGCAAGCCGAUCCUCAAUGGCUGCGAUUCGGUGCGCAAGGUGCUCGACAGCUUCGUCGAGCGCGGCGGUCAAUCGGCGGAGAUUGCGCGUGCCUAUUACGGCCCAGUGAUUGAGAACUUUAGCUGCGACAAGACCAUCUACACGGCCGUCGAGGUGACGGCCGCCAAUCGGCUGUUCCAUCACAUUGUCGAGUCCGAAUACGAGGGCACCCAGAUCCUCAAGGAGAUGAACAAGCUGAAGCUGCCCGGCGAGGUGACCUUUAUGCCGCUGAACCGCCUGCAGGUGAAGAUCCACGACUAUCCCGACGAUCCCGACUCCAUACCGAUGAUCUCGAAGCUCAAGUACGACGAGCAGCACGACAAGGCGCUGCGCUACAUCUUCGGCAAGACGCUGAUCUGCAGGAACUUGGAGCGAGCCACCGAGCUGGCCAAGAGCACGGGGCUGGAUUGCGUGACGCUGGACGGCGAUCAGGUGUCGUCGAAGGGCUCCCUCACAGGCGGCUACUUCAAUACCUCCCGCUCGCGUUUGGAGAUGCAAAAGAAACGCACCGAGUACACCUCACAGAUAGCCGAGUUCGAAAAGAAGCUAAGCAAGCUGCGAAACGAACUAAAGUCCACGGAGAACAACAUCAAUUCGAUUGUCAGCGAGAUGCAGAAGACGGAGACGAAGCAGGGCAAGUCGAAGGAUGUGUUCGAGAAGGUGCAGGGCGAGAUCAGGCUGAUGAAGGAGGAGCUGCUGCGCAUCGAGCAGUAUCGGGCGCCCAAGGAGCGCUCGCUGGCGCAGUGCAAGGCCUCGCUGGAGUCGAUGACCAGUACCAAGUCCAGUCUGGAGGCCGAGCUCAAGCAGGAGCUCAUGUCCACGCUGUCGUCGCAGGAUCAGCGCGAGAUAGACCAGCUAAACGACGAUAUCCGGCGGCUGAACCAGGAGAACAAGGAGGCCUUCACGCAGCGCAUGCAGUUCGAGGUGCGCAAGAACAAGCUGGACAAUCUGCUGAUCAACAACCUCUUUCGGCGGCGCGACGAGCUCAUCCAGGCGCUGCAGGAGAUCUCCGUGGAGGAUCGCAAGCGCAAGCUGAACAACUGCAAGACGGAGCUGGUCUCCGCCGAGAAGCGCAUCAAGAAGGUCAACGCCGAUCUGGAGGAGAUCGAGAAGCGGGUCACGGAGGCCGUGCAGCUGCAGAAGGAGCUGCAGGGGGAGCUCGAGACGCAUGUGCGCAAGGAGAAGGAGGCCGAGGAGAAUCUCAACAAGGAUUCCAAGCAGCUGGAGAAGUGGUCGACCAGGGAGAACAUGCUGAACGAGAAGAUCGACGAGUGCACCGAGAAGAUAGCCAGUUUGGGCGCCGUUCCCCAGGUGGAUGCCGCCUACAGCCGCAUGUCGCUGAAGAACAUCUUCAAGGAGCUGGAGAAGGCCAAUCAGCAUCUGAAGAAGUACAAUCAUGUGAACAAGAAGGCCCUCGAUCAGUUCCUCAGCUUCUCCGAGCAAAAGGAGAAGCUGUAUCGCCGCAAAGAGGAGCUGGAUAUCGGGGAUCAGAAGAUCCACAUGCUCAUCCAGUCGCUGGAGAUGCAGAAGGUGGAGGCCAUACAGUUCACCUUCCGCCAGGUGGCCCAGAACUUCACCAAGGUCUUCAAGAAGCUGGUGCCCAUGGGCGCCGGCUAUUUGAUACUCAAGACCAAGGACAACGAGGGCGAGGAGAUGGAGAAGGAGGUGGCCAACUCGGACGCCUUCACGGGCAUCGGCAUUCGGGUCUCCUUCACCGGCAUCGAGGCCGAGAUGCGCGAGAUGAACCAGCUGUCCGGCGGCCAGAAGUCCCUGGUCGCCCUGGCCCUCAUCUUCUCCAUCCAAAAGUGCGAUCCGGCUCCCUUCUACCUGUUCGACGAGAUAGAUCAGGCCCUGGAUGCAAUGCAUCGAAAGGCGGUGGCGGACAUGAUCCACGAGCUGAGCGACACGGCCCAGUUCAUCACGACAACGUUCCGGCCGGAAUUGCUGGAGAACGCGCACAAGUUUUAUGGAGUGCGAUUCCGCAACAAGGUCAGCCACAUCGAUUGUGUGACCCGCGAGGAAGCCAAGGACUUUGUCGAGGACGACAGCACCCACGCCUAAGUCGCGAGAGAUUUUCCCAGCCAAAUCCACAUCCCCCAGCCCACCACCCCUCGUCAUCC
This is a messenger RNA of Drosophila takahashii, 3746 nucleotides long. It is a transcript of the gene SMC3, whose product is annotated as structural maintenance of chromosomes 3. The record is from RefSeq and is a predicted model, not a curated record. Lineage: Eukaryota; Metazoa; Arthropoda; Insecta; Diptera; Drosophilidae. Gene Ontology annotation, molecular function: protein binding; cohesin loader activity; ATP hydrolysis activity. Gene Ontology annotation, cellular component: mitotic cohesin complex; chromosome. Gene Ontology annotation, biological process: mitotic sister chromatid cohesion.